Messenger RNA from Tachysurus fulvidraco (yellow catfish), 2769 nucleotides. It is a transcript of the gene csk, whose product is annotated as C-terminal Src kinase. The record is from RefSeq and is a predicted model, not a curated record. Gene Ontology annotation, biological process: protein phosphorylation; regulation of Fc receptor mediated stimulatory signaling pathway; adherens junction organization. Gene Ontology annotation, molecular function: protein binding; ATP binding; protein tyrosine kinase activity. The coding region runs from base 610 to 1962 and encodes 450 amino acids. NCBI's taxonomy places the organism in Eukaryota, Metazoa, Chordata, Actinopteri, Siluriformes, Bagridae. The transcript is spliced from 13 exons.
AAGUCUGCUUCCUUUGCAGGGCGCCUAUGUGUGAAAGUGUGUGUGAAUAUGUGUGAGAGCUUGUUGGCGUUAACCGAAAGAGGGCUUUCACUCUCAUUACAGACUGGAUACAUGCAACAACAGCUCCAGACCGCGUUGAGUGUCUGACCGCGUUGAGUGUGUUUGUAGACGGUAUCGAGCCGCACCAGUUUGGUUAGCGAGCGGGUCUCAGUGUUGUGAUUAAAGGGUCCAACGGUGUUAGAAGGCUUUAGGUUCACGCCUUUCCUCUAUUGUCUGUGCUGCUGAAACAAACUCAACCUCACUAGAGAGGAGAAAAGAGCUGCUCGGGCGGCUGUUUCAGGGCUGCUGCUGUUUGUUUUUUUUCUUUUUGACUCGAAGAAAAACUGCAGCUGUUGAUUUGGAAAAUUCUCUUCAUCUCAUCUCAUUUUCUUGUCCUCGGUCACCACUCUGUUGCUCUCCUCAUCCAGCAAACCCUACAGGUUCUAGACACACUUGAAGGUGGAUGGUGUAGCUUCAGCGCUGAUGGUGUUUCUCAACCUGCUGGGACACUGAGAGGAUAUUCUCCUUCCCUCUCUCCCUCUUUCCUUACUUCCUUUCACCCGCUUCAUUAUGUCUGCCAUACAGACGAUCUGGCCUCCGGGCACGGAGUGUGUGGCUCGGUACAACUUCACCGGCAUGACUGACCAGGAUCUGCCCCUGUGUAAAGGAGACGUCAUCACCAUUAUAGGAGUCACUAAGGACCCGAACUGGUACAAAGCCAAAAACACAGUGGGACGAGAAGGGACCAUCCCAGCAAACUACGUCCAGAAGAGAGAAGGGGUGAAGUCCGGCGGGAAGCUCAGCCUCAUGCCAUGGUUCCACGGAAAGAUAACGCGUGAUCAGGCAGAGAGACUGCUCAACCCACCCGAGCUGGGGCUGUUCCUGGUGCGCGAGAGCACCAACUACCCCGGAGACUACACGCUGUGUGUGAGCUCCGAGGGCAAAGUGGAGCACUACCGCAUCAUCUACCACAACGGAAAACUCACCAUCGAUGAGGAGGGGUUCUUCGAGAACCUCAUGCAGCUUGUCGAGCACUACACAAAAGACGCGGACGGGCUUUGCACCAGACUCAUCAAACCCAAGCUCAUGGAGGGAACCGUGGCCGCGCAGGAUGAGUUCUCCAGAAGUGGAUGGGCUCUGAACCUUAAGGAACUGAAACUCAUUCAUACUAUUGGAAAGGGUGAAUUUGGAGAUGUCAUGGUUGCGGAUUACCGAGGCACGAAGGUAGCUGUGAAGUGCAUCAAGCAUGACGCCACAGCACAAGCCUUCAUCGCAGAGGCAUCGGUCAUGACGCAACUGCGACACAAUAAUCUGGUGCAGCUCUUGGGAGUGAUCGUGGAGGAGAAAGGCAGCUUGUUCAUCGUCACAGAGUACAUGGCUAAGGGGAGCCUGGUAGACUAUCUCCGCUCCAGAGGACGCUCUGUUAUCGGAGGUGACACUUUGAUCAAGUUCUCCAUCGAUGUGUGUGAGGCCAUGGAAUAUCUGGAGGGAAACAACUUCGUCCACAGAGAUCUGGCAGCUCGAAACGUUUUAGUCUCUGACGACAACAUCGCUAAAGUGAGUGAUUUCGGUUUGACCAAGGAGGCAUCAUCCACCCAGGAUACGGCCAAGCUGCCCAUCAAAUGGACAUCUCCUGAAGCCUUGAGAGAAAAGAAAUUCUCCACUAAGUCAGAUGUAUGGAGCUAUGGAAUUUUGCUCUGGGAGAUCUAUUCCUUUGGCCGUGUACCAUACCCAAGAAUUGCUCUGAAAGACGUGGUGCCACGUGUGGAAAAAGGUUACAAGAUGGACGCCCCAGACGGCUGUCCCCCCGCCGUGUACGACAUCAUGAAGCAGUGCUGGACUUUGGAGCCGGCGAUGCGGCCCAGCUUCAAAGCGUUGAGAGAGAACCUGCAGCUCAUCCUAGAUAAUGAGCUGUUCCUGUAAGAGCAAGGACACAGAGACGGACUAACUCAAGAGUGAGAGAGCGAGCGCGCACAGAGGACUGUACUGAACUGUAUACAAACACACACACUCCCACACACACUGUUAACACACACUUGAAAAAGAAGAGACAUCAAAAAUAAUAAGUAUGGCCAAUUUGUUUUACUGAUCCCCAGUUUUUUCUUUAUUUGUUUUUCUUUUCUUUUGCUGUGCCUUCAUGAUUUGUUUUAUAGAAUCAGAGAGGCUGGCCUUCUCUUGUUUAUUUGACUUUUUUUUUUUUUUAAUUUAUAAUAAUUUAACCGUCUUUAUCCUUUUAUGACAUGUUUCUUUAUCUUUUAUUUCACCAUUUUUUACAGUCUCCCCUGAUACUUAAAUACUUUUUUACUCUACUAAGUCGUGCUCCCUCGGUGCAGUGUCGUAAACACCGAUUCCCCUUUAAGCCACACGUUCACGUGACCCUGGGUUUGUGUGGAUGUGCAAGCAUACGAGUGUGUACUCCUCUGUGGAUGCUGUGUUUCCAGAGCACUGGACUGUCCCUGUCCCUGAGCUGUUGCUGUUAAACAUUAGUUUUUAUUAUUCAGUGUUUGUUUUAAUGCCGUUCAUUUGGUUGAAAUAUAGGUCUCAUUCUUAACCUUGGGAAAGACAGAACUUGAAACAUGUGUGAAUUCUCAUGGUGGGAGGUAAAAGGGGAAGGGAUUUGCCGGUUUACAUUUUCGAUACAUGGAAAAAAAGAGCAUUUUGUUUGUAAAAUGUAAGAAGACAGUGGGGAAAGAAAAUAUAAAGAUGAAAAUAUAAAGUUGUCUCACUGUA